This is a messenger RNA of Pedinophyceae sp. YPF-701, 390 nucleotides long. NCBI's taxonomy places the organism in Eukaryota, Viridiplantae, Chlorophyta, Pedinophyceae. The record is from the annotation of a GenBank genome assembly.
AUGAUUGCCUCGGCCAAGACCUCGUUCGCCGGCGUCGCCGUGCGCAGCCAGGCCCCGCGCGCUCGCGCUCAGGCUCGUGCUUCGGUGCGCGUCCAGGCGAAGUACGGCGAGAAUGGCAAGUACUUCGACUCGAACGACAUCGAGAACACGGUCGGUGCCUGGGACAUGUACGGCAAGGAGGACUCCCAGCGCUACAACGACCUGCAGUCGAAGUUCUUCACGCAGGCUUCUACCGGUCUGUCGCGCCGCGAGUCCAUGCUCGCGUUCGUGACCAUGUUCGGCACCGGCUCCCUCCUCCUCUGGGGCGCCAAGGGCGCCAAGGACGCCGAGCUGCCCAUCACCAAGGGCCCGCAGAAGCCUGCGGCCAAGGGCCCCCGCGGCAAGAUCUAA